Molecule: messenger RNA, 3614 nt
Organism: Corticium candelabrum
Lineage: Eukaryota; Metazoa; Porifera; Homoscleromorpha; Homosclerophorida; Plakinidae
Product: complement C2-like
Exons: 9
Coding region: 1-3381 (1126 amino acids)
Biological process (GO): proteolysis
Molecular function (GO): serine-type endopeptidase activity
Source: RefSeq, a predicted model, not a curated record
AUGAAACUCAGUUUCCUCAUUCUAGGAGUGACUGCUCUAGCAUGCCUGCAGGUUUCAUUGGCAGAAAGUGACACCUGCAAUGGUAGAAGCAAAUGCUCGUCGUGUCAAUGCUCUGCUUUAGAGAUAUGCGGAAAACCGAUCUUUUCUGAGGACGAGCCAUCUCGAUUUCCUGACCAGCAGGUGUCUUCAUGCAUGAACUGCACGUGGGUGUUAACUGUUGUUGCAAGCAAGCGAGUCAGACUUACGUUCUCAAAAUUUGUUCUUGGAUCUGGAGACAAAGUUCAAAUUUAUAAUGGUACUUCAAAGAAGUCUCCACUCAUUGUUAGCUGCAGAGAAGGCGACAGUCCGACAGAUGUUGUAUCAUCCGGGAGUUCAAUGACGGUAAACGUUAUAACAGAUCGUUGUGGGCAGAAUCCUUUGAUAAGCGCAUCUUUUAAAGCUACUGGUAAUUGCAAAACUGCUGAUUGUGGAAAUCUGUUUUAUACGAACCCAGGUAAGGGAAAAUCAGAGCAGAUUCAGUCUCCUAACUUUCCAAAAAAGUAUCCGAACAAAUUGGACUGCAUAUGGAUGUUCGUCAGCAGUGCGAAUUUACUACUAUCAGCACGUGUCAACAUCGAGGUUGUCGGUACUGCAGAAUCAGGAGACAAACUGAUCAUUCAGAAAUCUUUGGAAGCGUCUAGAUCGGACCGCCAAGUACAUAAGUACUAUGGAAAGACUAAAAGAAACAAAUCCUUAACAUUUAGAAACACACCUGGACUUACAAUCGAAUUUUAUUCUAAUCGACGAAACCGGGGGAAAGGAUUUUCACUAAACGUUGCUGCUCUUGCACAAGGUCUUCAUUGUCCUAUUCCAAAGAGUUUCAAAAAUGGUUUUGUGAGUCUAAUAAAUUUUGGUAGGACUGCCAAAUAUGCUUGUUGUGAUGGGUUUAAACUCUACGGAAGUAAUAAGCGAUCUUGCUCUGACAGAAGAUGGACGCCAUCAAACACUCCUACAUGCAAAUCUGUGAGUUCCUGCACUUUGCCAUUGAAUAUGAAAGUUUCAAAUGCAUCUACCAAUGUGGCAAUCGGAGAAGAAGUGAGUCUCUACUGUACACAAGGAUAUAAGCUUUCGAAUUCGCUCAAAUUAUUGCCAGCGUUGUGCGAUUGCAAUGGCAAGUGGAACAUAACUACUAACCCAUCACAAUGUGAAGACUAUUUCUGUACCUCUCCACCUCCGCCUCCUACUCCAAGAGGAGUGACAUCGUUUAAAGAUGACGAGAACAGAGCAACGUUUCUCGUCGGAUCAAGAGUGAAUUACACGUGUCCAGAAGGGUAUAACUUGGAUGGCAUUCCUUAUCGCGUUUGCACUAAAGAUCUCGAUUGGAAGCCACACUCUACAGAGCACAAUUGUCACAAAAAUCUUCACGUUUGUCCGGAUCCUGGAAAACCGGAGAAUGGAAUACGUAGAAUAAAGUCGUUUGCGGAAGGGCGUCUUGCUUCAUUUGGCUGUAAACCUGGCUUUACAUAUUAUGGAACAGACUUGCGUACUUGUAUGGUUGAUAAGCAAAACAACACGUUUUGGAAUGGCAAGGAAGGUUACUGUGAAAGCGACUUCAAGUCUCCAUUGGGUUUAGCAUUUCAACUAAAAGAAACAUUUACUGACCGUGUGGGAGCCUGCGUUAUUGACAAUCAUCCUUCCGCUUCAACUGUUCAAAGCCCAACUGCUUCCGCUUCAACUGUUCAAAGCCCAACUGCUUCCGCUUCAACUGUUCAAAGCCCAACUGCUUCCGCUUCAACUGUUCAAAGCCCAACUGCUUGCGCUUCAACUGUUCAAAGCCCAACUGCUUUCGCAUCAACUGUUGAAACAAAUUUGCCCACCGAGACUGACAAUAAACUUCCUGCGUCACCAGAUUGCAGAGGCCGUACAGUGGUUGUUGGAGAAGGAUGCAUUGAUCUAAUAUAUAUAGCAGAUUGCUCAAAAAGCGUAGGCGAAGAAAACUUCAAUGACAGUCUGGACUUCGUGGGUCGCUCAGCAGCUCUGUUUAAUAUCAACAACAAUGCUACUAGAAAUGAUACUGCGAGAGUAGCUCUCAUCACAUACGAUAACAGAGUGCAUCCCAUAUUUAAUCUGGGAGAAAAGGCAACUCUAGUUGAAACGAUUAACGCAAUAAACAAGACUAAGUUUUGUGGAGGUGCAACAGCAGUAAGGAAAGUAUUGAAAUUCGUUAGAGAAAAAGUGCUUCCAAUAAGUAGACCACAAUGUAAAAAAGCCAUAUUUCUGUUUUCUGGCGGUGUAAACAAUUGGGCAGGAGACCCAAUAAAAGAAGCAAACGAACUAAAGAAAGAGAAAGGAAUAGAAAUUUACACUAUAGCCUUUGGAGUUGGGCAGCAAGGUAAAAGAAUUGACUCGAAAGCACUGGAAACGCUCGCGUCCAAUCCCGAUUAUCAUUUUAAAGUGAGAAACGCAUCUAACCUAGGAUUUGCAUUGAGAAAAGCAUUUACAACUAAUGUUGACUUUUGCAAAACGUGUGGUAGAGCUGUCGCUCCAGCAUGUAGAAACAAACACCAUCACGUGUGUCUUUCGGAAACAGGUGCGUGGCCUUGGGUGGUUGCCAUCUACAGGAUUGAACGAGGCAAUCCCGUUUUUCACUGCGGAGGCGCGUUGAUUAGCGAACGUAUGAUUUUGUCUGCAGCUCACUGCUUCUUUGCUCACAACAUUGAGAAGUUCUUAGUUGUUGUCGGUGACACGCAGAGGUUUGUAAAAGAAUUUAGCGAGAAAACAUUCAUUCUUAGAAAAAUUUUCAUAUAUCCGCACUAUGAUCCAAUCUCAUUUAGUGGAGACAUCGCUCUGCUACAGUUGCAUUGCUAUGUCAAAUGCUCUCCAUACGUACGAAAAGUUUGUUUGCCAACUCAACAGGACAACAUCUAUUACCAACCGGGGACCCAGUGUAUAGUAGCAGGAUGGAUAGUUACAGAUAGGAGAGAACUAGGUGGAUAUUCAAGCGCAAAAUCGACAUCCAUGAAAGAACUUCAUCUUCCCAUUGCAGACAAAAGCAUUUGCAUAAACAGCACUUCGCCUCAAUUUCAAAAAGAUAUCACAAAUUAUACAGUUUGCGCUGGAGACGGUACUGGCAACAAUGACACUUGUGUUGGUAAUUCAGGAGGUCCUCUCUUUUGUAAACGCAAUAAGCAAAAGGAAAGCGAAGAUGACAGUUACGUUGUCGUAGGAAUAGUCAGUUGGGGAGAAGGGUGUGGACAGCCCAGGAAGUACGGCAUAUUUACACAUGUGCUGAAUCUGAUGGAUUGGAUCAAAUGGGUGAUGGACACAAACAAAUGUCCGCUGGCACCGGAUGACACAAAAGAGACAGACCUGUGUCCGGAACCUCCAAUCAAACUGUACUAAGUGUAGUGCUCGUUUGCUAAAGAACUGACAGUAGUGUUGGACGCUUUGCGAUUAGUUUAGAGUUGACGUAGAAAGAGUCUGCAGUUUCGUGAUGCAGAUCUGUGUCUUUGUGCAGCGGUAGUGGUGCUUGAAAUUGCGUUAGAAAUGUUGUUCUGACGCCAAGGUAGUUUAGACAUUAGCAGCUGUACAACAAACGUGGCUAAUAUAUUUAGCAAUAAAAUUUCAUAUGUAAU